AUGGAGGUGGACGGUAAAACCUGGUGCGAUAGGAAGCUGCUCAAAUUCGAAGGCAUCUGCAGAGGACGCAGCCAUUCCAUCCACCAUCACUUGGUGCAUAACGACGUAGUGGCUGCCUUCGAUCAGCUGAAAAAAGGAACCUCCCCCUUCAUCAGAGACCAGUGUAACAGGACAGCCCUCGAUUUAGCCAUCGUAUUAUUUAUGGCCAAAUUUAAUGAGUCCCUAUGUACCUCCCUCGUUGCAGAUUAUAUGCACUCAAAUGGGUGCGUCUCGAGGAGUCCCUCUUUGGCUCACAGCGAUGGGGUAGGAGUUACCCUUAGGGGGGAGGCCCCACUUCGCUGUGCAAAACUUCACCACGCAAAAGAUCCACUCAUGGAGGAAAACCAGAUAAGCGCAACGGAGGAGUCGUCCGACUCGUUGUCACCCCUCCGGCUGGCGAGAACAAAAGCGCGUUCGGCCAUUCCAAACAAGUCCCCCUGUUAUAAGCAUGGUUCCAAAAUGGGAGUGUACAACAAAAAUACAACCCCCCCGUCCGAAGCAUUAACCACCAAGGGGGGAAACAAACACACACAAACAUUGCUGGAUGAAAGACUACGAAGAAUGAAAGCCUUGCUGCUGUUCAUAAAGACGUUGAGCAUGAAUACUCGAUUGAGAAAAUAUGCAGAGAAGGUAAAAAAGUGGAACAUAAAAAAUCCAGCUGACUCAAGAAAGUUAAUUACAAAAAUAUUAUCCAGCAAUUUGUUCGGAAGUGAAGUAAUUAAAUUUAUGGGGAAUAUUUUAUUCUGUUUCUCCUCCCUGAUUGCAGUUUUUGGAGAGAAGGUAUACCUACAGGAGUCCACCAUUUCGCAGUUCAUACUGCAUAUGUCUUUUACCCUCGACAACGAAUACUUAUUCAACGUAGUAGUUAAUAAAGAAAAUACGUUUGGGCAAACGGAUAUAUUUCAUUGGGACAAACUAAUCGACUCCAUCUCGCAUGGGAAGAACACGUUUCGUCAUUAUUACCAGCCGUUACUGUAUGCCAGACUGAACAAGUUUUUCUUGGAGAGGUUGGAACACCUCCGGGAUGGUGCGAAGGGGGGGGGAAAAAGGACUCGCCACUUAGCCAAUGGGGGGAAGUCUGCCGUUCACUUCGGAGGAUAA
Plasmodium cynomolgi strain B is the source of this 1140-nucleotide messenger RNA. RefSeq lists its product as hypothetical. The transcript has 2 exons. Bases 1 to 1140 code for a protein of 379 amino acids. Lineage: Eukaryota; Apicomplexa; Aconoidasida; Haemosporida; Plasmodiidae. The record is from RefSeq and is a predicted model, not a curated record.